GAGAGAGAGAGAGAGAGAGAGAGAGAGAGAGAGAGAGGGUGGGGGGGGCAGAGCACUGGAACGGAACGGAUGAAAGAUUCCUAUUGAGCGCGGUCUCCAGGAUUUCUCACCCCCACAGAGGUUUUAAUCUCCUGCUCUGGAUUUACACCGCAAUUCAUCACUGCGACAACGGCCACACUGAAAACAAAAGGGGGGGACUAAAGGAUAACCUGACCCGUUGUGUGUUUAUAUCUCUGCGUGUGCACGCGCGCGUGUGUGUGUGUGUAUGAGAAAGCGUGUGUGUGUGUGUGUGUGUGUGUAUGUGUGUAUGUGUGCGCGACCCUGUGAGCGCGGUUGAGCGUGUGUUAAAACACCAUUAGAGAUGCUGUUUUAAUUGGAUUUAGCAGGAGAGCGCGCAGGGUCAAAAGGCUGAGAGCCGGCAGAGAGGCAAGAGCAUCCCUGGAGCUGGCUGCGCUUCCACAGGCUGAGCGGCUGCGUAACCCUCUCACGUCCCUCCACACAUUAACACUCCAGUCCCUUCGCCGUGCGGGAGAGACCUGCACUCCGCUGCACACAGGUCCUCACCAUGGGUGACAAAGGCACAAGAGUUUUCAAGAAGGCAAGUCCAAAUGGCAAGCUUACUGUCUAUCUCGGGAAGAGGGACUUUGUUGACCAUGUGGACCUUGUGGAACCUGUUGAUGGUGUGGUAUUGAUUGAUCCAGACUACCUGAAGGAAAGAAAAGUUUUUGUGACGCUGACAUGCGCCUUCCGCUAUGGACGAGAGGACCUGGACGUUUUGGGCUUGACGUUUCGAAAAGACCUCUUUGUGGCCAACAUCCAGGCCUUCCCACCAGUGCCUGAAGAAAAAAAGCCCUUAACCCGUCUUCAAGAGCGCCUGAUUAAAAAGCUUGGGGAACAUGCAUACCCUUUCACCUUUGAAAUUCCUCCGAAUCUACCCUGUUCAGUAACCUUACAGCCAGGACCAGAGGACACUGGGAAGGCCUGUGGUGUUGACUUUGAAGUGAAGGCUUUCUGUGCUGAAAAUGUUGAAGAAAAAAUCCACAAAAGGAAUUCUGUGCGCCUUGUAAUUAGGAAAGUCCAGUACGCCCCAGAGAAGCCAGGCCCCCAGCCUAUGGCAGAAACCACAAGGCAGUUUCUCAUGUCUGACAAACCCCUGCACCUGGAGGCCUCACUGGACAAAGAGAUUUACUACCACGGAGAGCCAAUCAAUGUAAAUGUCCAUGUCACCAACAACACGAAUAAGACUGUGAAAAAGAUGAAAAUCUCAGUUCGCCAAUAUGCAGAUAUUUGCCUUUUUAACACUGCGCAGUACAAGUGUCCAGUGGCAACAGAGGAAUCUGAUGAUAUAGUUGCUCCCAGUGCCACAUUUUGCAAAGUAUACACCCUCACUCCUUUCCUCGCCAACAACCGGGAGAAACGGGGCUUGGCAUUAGAUGGGAAGCUCAAACACGAGGACACAAAUUUGGCCUCCAGUACAUUGUUAAGAGAAGGAGCCAACAAAGAGAUCCUGGGAAUUAUCGUCUCUUACAAAGUUAAAGUGAAGUUGGUCGUGUCUCGGGGCGGACUCUUGGGAGACCUUGCUUCGAGUGAUGUUGCAGUUGAGCUUCCCUUCACCUUAAUGCAUCCUAAACCCAUUGAGGAGUCAUAUUACAGAGACGUUCCAGAAAAUGACGCACCCCUUGAUACGAAUCUGAUAGUAUUCGAUGCAAACGAUGAUGACAUCAUCUUCGAGGACUUUGCACGACAGAGGCUCAAAGGGGCAAAGGACGACAAGGAUGAGGAUGACGAAGGUGCCAACUCGCCCAAGCUGAAUGACAGAUAAAGGCAUGGCCCCACUGUGUUCUGUUGUUGUGACGCUGUCAGGGGCCUGUGAGAAAGCCAGAGGCUGGGAGACCCUUUAACAAAUCACAAUGGUGACAUCGUUCUGUCCGUGUUUGCGUUUGUCGUUCGCUCAACACAAAAAAAUGUAAAAUACAAAGAAAAACUAAACCUAGUUUUCAGCGGUAGAGAAGUUAUCUUUAAGUGUGGAGGCGGAUCACUGGUUAGACAUGAAGAAAUCUAGGGCAGUGGAAGCCAAGAAAAAAAAAGAAUCCUCAUGGCAGAUUCAAUUUCCAGUCGUAGCAUGCCUUUGAUGACUUGCUGUGUAUGUUUCCACUCAAAGGAACUGGAACAGUUAACAGAAAUACUGCCAAAUUCAAUUUCAUGACUUUUUUUGUAUACUAUGUGAAUGUUAUCUAUGAGAGGAAAUGCUGAGGGCAUGAGUGUAUUUUGGAUAAAGGCUUUUGUUGACAUUUAGUCAGAUAGGAUUAUGUUUUGCCUUCACAGACUUAAAUUAAAUAAUGAGAUUGUUUAACAGCAUUUUUCAAACCCCAGCCUUUAUAUCCAGUGACCAUCAUAACCAAUGUUUAUAUCAUACUUUCAGCCAAUGUCAUCUCCAAAAAAUUAACACAAAUUACCUUUGACAUUUAGGUGUCAGGAUGAACAUAUUUUUUUUUAUCAACCGAAAAAUGUAAAGAGUGCUUACUAUAAAAAGCCUUUUGCUUUUGACAAACCCAAAUGAUGACAACAGCCUUUUUCUCACAGACACUCUACACAUCAUGUCAGUCUUGGUGUUUGGCACUGUACGUUGUCCAUUCCCUUUCAGAGUAGAAGUGGACAUUAGCAGGGAUAAACUAUAUGUGGUUGUAACACAAUUUCUUGCCUGUGACACUAUGUGCAUGUAUAGGCAAGCCUCACUUUGUAGCAGUAUUAAAAGAAGAUGGAAGCGGAACUUUCACUGGCUGUAUCUUGCAGAUGAGUUAGGAUUUAUAUGAAAGAGUGGCCUUGAUUUUUCCGGUUAAUGGUACAUGUCAAUAUUUAAAGAGUUACAUAAUACCUUUUGAAGACAAAAAUUAUUUUUAUGAUCUGUAAAACCGAUUUACUUCUUUCUUAACAAGCAUUAUAGUGUGAGGAGAGCUACAGUACCUGAUAGAUUGGAGCAGCUGUUCUUUGCUUUGUUUAAACUAUUUAGUAUUUAUUUCUGGGUCAGUAUAAAGGUAUAAAGGUAUUUACUGUGUUAUCCAGUUUGAUCCAUCUUUGAAGGGGAUAUGUCAAUAUGUUUGUUCUAUUUAUACCUCAUUGUUUUAAUUGUUAAUUUAUUGACCUCAUAGUGUGAGAGGAGAGAGAGGAUGAAAAAGAGAUACUGAUAAGCUCUACAAAUAAAAGACCACUUAAAAAUGAUUUCAUAAUAAUACUAAUCAUCUCCAUCAUCAUCAUCAUCAUCAUCUCCAUCAUCAUCAUCAUUAUCAUCCUCAUCAUUAUUGUUAAUGUCAUAAUUUUUUAAAGUCUGGCUAUACAAAGCGUAUCAUUUAAAAGAGAAUUGUUUGUGACUCAGGCUUGCUGGAUUGCAUUUAGGAAAGCAGUAGCAGAGGAAACCCAUAACAUUUUAUAGGCUGCACAGUAACAAAAUCCAUUCCAUUCCAUGUGUUAGAUCUUAAUUGCAGUAUUUUUUAACAAAACUAACUUAUCAUGAAAAUGUUAAAAAUCACAAGAUUUGCCAUGUAAGGUACAAGGCUAUAUUUGGGUAAUGUCGUACCUAAGUUCAGUAUCUCAAUGAUGCCUUUAAAUUUUAAAUUUGGAUUGUGUUCUCCAAUAGUAAGUAGGGUUGAAAUGUAAAAAUAACUGUCCCUGCUCAUGUAUUGCAGUCACUGUGCACAUAUGGUGACUGAAAUAACAAACUCUUGCUGCACUGAAGACACCCAGCACAACAUUUACAUUUAGAUUAGAGCACAAUACCUUCAAACUAUUUCAGUUACGGCUAAGAAAAAGAAGGUUGUAGUUCCUUUUUCCCUGCUAGAGGGAUUUCAAUGUGCAAUGCAGCUGACAUUGUUUGACAUGCAGGUGUGCGAUAUAUUGUAUUUAAGUGCUCAAUACAUCACAUUAGUAACCGACGUGGCAGGCUAACUUAGGAUGUAAAUAUGUGUUUGGUCUUAGUCAACACAAUGGUAAAAGCACAGCUCUGGGAUUGUUGCAACCAAUCACAUUAUGACUUGGGGAAAAUGAACAUUUUCGUAAUGAAAGGCUCAUUUUUUGAGUGCUGGUUAUUGCAUUUGCACCUCUGGCCAUCUGUAGGCUAGUAAUGGAGUGAAAAACAUCUCUAAAUAACUCUCCCAUUUCCUUUGCUGUCAGAAUGCAGUGAGGCAACGAAGAGGCUAUGUGACAUAUAAACAACACAUAAAAACAACUUAAAAUGUUACAAUGCAUUAGUAAUAAUUCAUCUUAACACAUGCAUGUUUUCAUUAUUAUUUUGAAUUUGCAUACUUUUAAUGCAGGGGAAUUUAUAAAUGAUUUUGCUCCCAAGCAUGCAGCUAUUAAACAUGCAUUCCCAUUUCAUUUUCCACUCUAUUUCUGUCUCAGUAGGUUAACACCCACCUGCUGUUGUCAGGCCCUCCUGUUCCCACAUGCAAAGUGUAAUAAUUUUUUUCAGAUUUGUUAUUAAAAUCCAUUUUUACUUGUUUUUUUUUAUCCAUGUUAAAUCAGAAAAUACAUGUGUUCAGAAUGUGUGUUAAAUUCUUUCGUAUUCACACUCUAGAAUUCAUGUGAAAUUAUAUUCUGACCUAUUGAGUUUCCAAAACAAAAUCAGGCUGGAGGAAAUGUGCCUAUAUCAUUGUGGGCCAAACACCUUUACUUGCUUUCUGAACACUUUCAGCUAGUGCUGCAGUUUUUGUAGUGCCCUGCUGUGCUGUCAAAGUUGUGCUGACAACAAAACAAUAAAGCAAAGCAUUUGUAGUAAAUUACAUUAUUCCACAGUCACAGCUGGCCAUGAAAUAAAAUAACACUAAUAUUUGAACUAAUUCAAAUUUAGAGGAAAUUCAGUGAGGGGAAUACCUUAUUUAUUGCAUUGUUUGUUGCCGAUUUGCAUUUACUGUACCCAAAAAGAAGGUUAGUAUAAUUUAAACGAGAUGUGGUUUCUAUCCUUUCUAAAUCUGCACACGUAUUUUUGUAAACCGAUCUCUGUAUGAUGUUCAAAAUCUCGCUGUUUGUUCCCUUUAUU
This is a messenger RNA of Megalops cyprinoides (Indo-Pacific tarpon), 5032 nucleotides long. Its product is annotated as beta-arrestin-1. The record is from RefSeq and is a predicted model, not a curated record. The transcript has 16 exons. The coding region runs from base 566 to 1822 and encodes 418 amino acids. Gene Ontology annotation, biological process: G protein-coupled receptor internalization; signal transduction; visual perception. Lineage: Eukaryota; Metazoa; Chordata; Actinopteri; Elopiformes; Megalopidae. Gene Ontology annotation, molecular function: G protein-coupled receptor binding.